AUGUCCUCAAGGCAAGAUUUCACCCCAGAAAGGUAGGUGACACAAGAUACAUGCUUUUCAAACAUAAGUCAUGUUAGAAGUUGUUGAAAAGGUUAAGUAAAUAAUUGGUAACAUAUUGUUUGUUUGGAGAACCACAUGUUUUUUAGAACAGUACACUUUUGGGGGGUGGGGAACUGUAUUUUGGUUCAUGUGUUGGUUCAAGGAUUGCAGUUUGGAUAACUUUCCCAUUCGAAUGUCAACAAAACCAAAUUUCUCCUCCAUACCUUUUGGCAGACAGCCCCCAUAAAGGAAUAUGGACAUUGUCCUAAAAAGACAAGGUUUGUUACCCAUGAGAUAUAUGGACCGUUGAUCUGAUUGAGUAUAAGAUGUCUUCCUUAAUUCUUAUUCUGAACAAUUAUAAGGAUGAUUUUUAUUUGUAGUUGCCACUCUUGUCCGUCUAAACUGCACCCCAAAAAGCCUAACACACAGUACUGAGGUAGGGUUCUUAGGCAUCACUUUGAAUCUGGUUUAUCUGGAAAUAUCUGUGAUACUUCUAAUUUAACAUUAUGAGUUCCAUACUCGCAGUAUUAGUAGUUGCUCUCCAACACAUCCAAAAUCUGAAUGUAUUAUUUUCUUUCCAGACAUGGUUGACUGUGUUGCAUGCCCAAAGGACCACUAUCCACACAGGAACCAAUCACAAUGUGUUCCAAAGACCAUCAGCUUCCUGUCUGUUCAAGAGCCUCUGGGGAUGAGCUUAGCAUUGUUUGCUCUUUAUCUCUCUCUCCUCACACUGGUGGUCCUAGCCAUUUUCAUUAAACAUCAGGACACACCCAUUGUCAGAGCAAACAAUCGGGACCUCACCUAUGCUCUCCUCACUUUCCUCCUGCUCUGCUUCCUCUGCCCAUUGAUCUUCCUCAGCCCUCCAGAAAGAGUGAGCUGCCUGCUCCGACAAAUGGCUUUUGGCCUUGUUUUCACAGUGACCGUUUCUUGUGUUCUGGCCAAAACGAUCACAGUGGUUCUGGCCUUUGUGGCCACCAAACCAGGAUCUAGAAUGAGGAAAUGGGUGGGGAAAAGACUGGCAAGCGCCAUUGUGAUUUCUUGUUCUCUUAUUCAAGCUGGCAUUUGCACUGUGUGGUUAGGAACCUUUCCCCCAUCCCCUGAUUCUGACAUGAACUCUGUGAUGAGAGAAAUCAUUUUAGGCUGCAACGAAGGGUCAGUUGCCCUCUUUUACUGUGUCCUGGGCUACAUGGGCUUUUUGGCCAUUAUUAGCUUUGUUGUGGCAUUUUUUGCCAGGAAACUGCCUGAGAGCUUCAAUGAGGCCAAAUUCAUCACCUUCAGCAUGUUCUUGUUUUGUAGUGUUUGGAUCUCGUUUGUUCCAGUGUACCUGAGCACCAAGGGGAAAUACAUGGUGGCUGUGGAGAUCUUCUCCAUCUUGGCCUCCAGUGCUGGCUUACUAGGUUCCAUCUUUGCUCCCAAAUGCUACAUCAUUUUGUUGAGGCCUGAUCUGAACAGCAAGGAGCAGUUAAUAAAGAGGAAAUAGCAAAUAUAAUCUCUCUUUAUUUACAUCAUAUAAUUAUGCUGUAUUCUAUCUCUUACAACUGUUAUGUGCAAUUCUUUUAAAUAUCCACUAUUGGCCUCUUUACAACAGGUGUCUCCAAACUCUUUUCUCCCUAAGAUUCAUUUGGAAUACUAAGAAGCUAUGAUGAGUACCACAAAAUAUUGAUGCCUGACAACCUUAGAGGGUAAUUGAUUAGGAAGUGGCCAAGGAAAAACAAUAUAUUUAGAGGCAAUUAAAAAACAAACAAACACGUGUCAUUCCUUUCUAGGUUAUUUUCCCAUAAAGAAGGUUUCAGUAGAGUUGCUGCCUCAUGAUUAACCAGUGCCAGUGAUUUCAGUACAGCCACUCCACACUUAAUUGGGCGUUAUGUUCCGAACAUCAAUGAACAUCUGCUGCUCUUUCUCCAUUCCAGAUCCAAAAUACUGCAGCAAAAUAAACACAUCUAAAAUGUUGAGGGCUGGAUCGAGGCUGGAGUCUUUGGAAAACUAAAAAACUCUAAUAGGUACCACAAAAUAUGCAGGCCUGACUAGAACAUCCAAGGGUGAUUGAUUAGAAACUGAAUAAGAUUCCCCAAGAGAAUCUCACCCCAGUCUUUAGCCUGUCUUAGUAUAAAUGUCAUUAAAUUAAUGAACAGAUGUUCAGGUGUGAAAUUUUAGCUCAGAUUAAUCAUUUCCACGGUCAAGUGAGGCAUUUCAGCAUUGAUGGCAGUGUAUUCUACACGCCCUUCUGUUGUCCCGUAAUGGGACAGAAGCCACUUUGAAUGAAACAUCAGAAACAUGGUGUGUGGUUUUUUUUUGUCAUCUGUUUCAUUUUCCUGAUGUAAAGAGAGCUAGUUAUUAUCUCAUCUGUAAUUAUUACUCUCAUAAUUACUAACUGUCUCUUGGAUAAUGUCUCAGUAGAUUUCCAGAGAAUAAAAGUCAAAGUCUAAACAUUAGAAUAUAAAAACCCUUCUUGUGAUUCUAUGCAAGGGAGAGGGCAGAGGAAGGGGAAGGAUUUCUGCUGUUGUCUACGUUGAGUUGUAGGAUAGGAUCUUGAUCUGUGAAUUGGUAGUGUAGUGUGGUUCCUGUCAAGGCGGAAUAUUGUGCUGAGGGUUCUAUUGAAGCUAAGGUUCAUGUUUCAGAUAGAUGUAAGGGUGUUUGAGGAGAAAGAAUAUUUGCCUCAGCAUGCUAUUCUUUAUUGUGCCCCUUCUCUUUUAUCUGCCACAUUUGGUGUGCAAACAUACCAGGAGUUGCAUCAUCCAUGAUCUGUCCGGGAUUCCACAUGAAUACUACCAACCUGGUGAUCUUAUUGUUGGAGGCCUUGCUUCUCACCUUUUUUCUGCUUUUGACAAAGAAGACUUCAGAGAAAGGCUAACUACCCAUCAACUUCUUAAUACCUUGUAAAGACUUCAUAUGUCAGAUAAUACAGAAACAUUCCUAAGCUCUAGCCAGGCUUACUCAGAAGCAAGUGCCACUGGUUUCAGUGGGAUUUACUUCCAGGCAGAGGUGGUGGUGGGGAACUAUUGCUAAGCUGAAGAGUUACCUAGUUAAGAUGGAAAGCCCUUCUGUGUUCUGAAUAUUGAACUUCACCUCAGGAAGUUUGGGCUGAGAGCUCUUAAGAGGUGGGGUUUCAAGACCCCCAGAUGUUCACAUCCAAGUGAGGCAAGGCUUAUAGGAUACUCCUAGUUAAAAAGAUGUCACAGGUUUGGAAAUUAUGAGAACUACUCCAUUAAGCUAGGCUACCUACUUCUCUGCAUUUUGAUACGCGGUUUUAAUUGGAUCAAAUCAGUACCUGUAUAUAAAUGUUUUGUAUAUUUCUGUGUUUUGUGGUUUAAAAAUGCUUUCUAUCCUCUGUUGAAGGUCUCUGUUUAUGUCAGUGUGUGAGUGUCAAAGUUUGGUGUUUUUGCUCUUAAUGUUGUGCAGACCUGUUCAGUUAUAGCUACUUGGUGAUAGGAAGACAGGAAGGGGAAAGAGAUUCAAUUGCAUUUAAUAUUUAUAGGCAGGGCCUGGAACAGGUACAUUCAUUCUGCUUGGCCUUGGGAACAACAGACAGUCAUUGGCUGAAGGUUCUGAACAGUGAAGAAAUGGCAGUUAUCUGUCAGUUGGGAGAAGUAAUGAGUGAGGUGUGAGGCAAAGACAAGAGAAAGCUGAGGUAAAAGUGGACAACUGAGACUUAAAUAGUUAGUAUUAUCCCUAAAUGUCAGAUUUGUUGUAGGAAGACUGAACAAGUGAGCUGGCAUGUCUUUAGUUAGAAGGUUCUAUUUCUUACCAGAAGAAUGCCAUAAAAGCAGGUUUCUUAAGAGCUCAACUGUUCAGGGCAGCCAGAACACAAUUGGCUAAAUGCUGGAGGUCAGAGGCAGACUGGUCCAGCUGCUAGGUACACCCAGCAGGAACUGGGCAAAAGUGGCUGUUCAGGGAAUUUGGGCUGAUGUAAUAAUUUUCAGAGACUGCUGUCAGCAACAGAUCUAGUUCCUGCAGUGUUAUGCCAAUGCCAUGUGACCUUAUCACCUUAAUGGUCAAUAACCAGACAAGACAGCAAAAUAUAAAUUGGGUUCAAAUAGGCUGAAACUUUAUUGAUGACAACAGAAUGGUCAUAUAGGCAUUGAUAUAGCUGUUUCUCAUCCCAGGCUUUCAAUAAGCAAGAGUGCAUCUAAUGGCAACUACAUCUGCACUUGGAGAAGUACUAUUGCCCUAGCCCCACCCCGGGCAAAUUUGGCAGAUCCUUUAACAAGAUGCCCUUAAACCAGGGAAGAGACACAACCAGCCCACAAGCCAAGACUAACAUUUCACCCAAACUUCAGAAGCUGGUGUAGGCUUCUUGCCAGAGAAGGAAGUUACAGGGAACCAGGCAGAGGACCUUCUCGGUAGUGGCUCCUGCCCUGUGGAACAUCCUCCCAGAGGAUGUCAAGGCAAUAAGCAACUAUCUUACUUUUAAAAGACAUCUGAAGGCAGCCCUGUUUAGGGAAGUUUUCAAUGUUUAAUGCUGUAUUGUGUUUUUAAAGAGUGGCUGGGAAAACCCAGCCAGAUGGGUAGGGUAUGAAUAAUAAAUUAUUAUUAUUAACACCAUCUCUUGAAUCUUUACAUAGUGUUGUCAAGUAUAUGUAUGACCCAAAAGUAUCAGUAUUCCCUUAUUAGAGAUAGAGGCAGGAUUCAAAUCAGUUCACAUUUAAAUGUGAACCUACCAAAAUUAGCAUGCUCUAAAAAGAUAACAAAACCAAAAAACAACUAUCAUUUGAAAUUUAUACAAUGCAUUCUUUUAGGGAAAAUUGAUUUGCGGAUAUGUGUAUACUAGGGAACUAUUUGCAGUAAAAUACAAAAGAAUAAUUCUGAAGCCCUUUUUAAAAAUUGCAUAGCAUAUUUUCCAAGGGUGCAGCUUAAAAUUCUCUUUGCAGUGUGGUGGCAAGGAACUACCAGCAUAUUCUAGCUUUGGUGUUUGCUGUCAAGGAGAUCAAUGAGAACCCCAAGAUCUUACCUAAUAUCACCCUGGGAUUCCAAAUCUAUGACAGUUACUUCAGUGAAAGGAUGACUUACACGGCCCCUCUGAACCUUCCCUCCACACUUGUCCCCAACUACAAGUGCCACACCCAGAAAUAUCUGAUGGCAGCUAUUGGGGGACUGGACUUUGAUACCUCCCUCCAAAUGGCAGACAUUCUGGACAUUUACAAGAUCCCCCAGGUAAGAUACCACCUUGGCGACUUCAUACUUAUUUACCAUCCUAUUUUCUAUCCAGAAAGGUUUUGUACAGUAGAGAAGGAAGCUGCUAUCCUCAAAGCUGCUAUCCUCAGAGCUGGGACUCAGACCAUCAGGAGGCAGUUGUGCACACAUUGUGGCACUUGAGUGGGAUUCUGUGCAUUAGUGGAUUGAUAGAUGUGUGGAAAGGAAGUUAAGACACCAUGAAAUGAGAAGCUGAAAUGCAGUGAUGAAGAAAAAGGGAUGAAAUGGAGAAAGAAAAUGGAGGAGAGGAAAGUAGCAGUGCAGGAAACCAAGGACUACAAACUCAAGAAGGAAAAAUGGGGGGGCCGGGAGAAGAGGUAAAAAGGAAUGCAAGGAAGUAGGCAUGCGGGGGUGGCAGAGGAUGAGGCAGAAGCUAAGAAGCUCCAUGGAGGCAAGAUAUGCUGCCCUUCCCAGCUUUCUGGAACCUGCCUUCUUAAGGCAACUGGCUCAUUUCACCUUCUGUGUGGUCAGGCCCUCAAUGGACAUAUGCAGUCUGUCUUCCACAUUUACAGAUUAUGCUUCUUUAUUUCCUUCUAGCUCACUUAUGGCUCCUUUACUCCAGAGGAUGCUGAUCAAAGCCAAUCCACUUCCUUCUACAGGAUGGUGUCAAAUGAAGCCCAUCAGUACACUGGGAUUGUUGAGUUACUUCUGCACUUUGGUUGGACCUGGGUUGGAUUGCUUGCUAGUGGAGACAGUGGAGAGAGAUUUAUUCAGACACUGAAACCUCUGCUCUACCAGAAAAGUAUUUGCUUGGCCUUCUCAGAGACAACCCUGAAAACGACAUAUUUGGCUGAGUACUAUGUCAUGUAUUUCCACUGGGUCCAAAUUUAUCAAGCUAUUAUGGAAAGUAAAGCCAUGGUGGUGGUUGUCUAUGGAGGAACAAGGUCCAUGCUUGCCUUGCGAUCAGUGGUAGCACUAGGUUUACUGGAAAAUGUGACCGAAACCUCUGAGGGCAAGGUGUGGAUUCUGACAGCACAGCUGGAUUUUGCAGCAUUAACCUAUCAAAUGAGCAUGGAUAUGCAAGUCUUUCAUGGUUCCCUCUCCUUUACAUUUCAUUCAAAUGUGGUGCAAGGUUUCAAAGCCUUUCUUCAGGCACAAAAUCCUUUUGAGGAAGAUGGAAAUGGCUUUGUCAAGCAGUUCUGGGCACAAGUAUUUCUCUGUUCAUUUCCAAACUCCAGUACAGAGGAGCAGGCCAGUGGAACCUGCACUGGAGAGGAGAAACUGGAAGAUCUCCCUUCAUCUGCAUUUGUGAUGAGCAUAACUGGCCACAGCUACAGUCUCUAUAAUGCUGUCUAUGCAACGGCACAUGCUCUACAUGCCAUGUUAUUGUCCAGGACCAAAUACAGGGCAGCAGUGGAAGGAGGGAUGCAGGAGCUUCAGAAAUUCCAGCCUUGGCAGGUAAUUCUUUUCAUGAGAUACAUUUUAUUUGACCUGGGCAGUGAUACAUAAAACAGUACAGUGGUACCUCAGGUUAAGUACUUAAUUCGCUCCGGAGGUCUGUACUUAACAUGAAACUGUUCUUAACCUGAAGCACCACCUGAAGCACCACUUUAGCUAAUGGGGCCUUCCGCUGCCAGAGCAUGAUUUCUGUUCUCAUCCUGAAGCAAAGUUCUUAACCCGAGGUAAUAUUUCUGGGUUAGUCUGUGACCUGAAGCGCAUGUAACCCGAGGUAACACUGUACCCUGAAAAAAAUCAAGCUUCAAUGUAAGACCAUAUUCUCCCCUUGUGUGCAGAGAAGCUGCUCAUUAAGGACUAGCAUAGUGAAAUAUCAGGCCACAUUGCUUACAGCUGUUAAGCAGGAGGACCCAAUCCUGCACUAUCCUCCUUUUUUGUGAGCAACUUCCUUUGUGUGCAUGGCAAAACAUGCAGCAACCAGAAGCAUUGAAAGACACACUGUAAAACCUUAAAAUAUGCCCUUUCCAGUGAAUUCCAGAAGAUCCCACUUCCCUAGCACAAAAAUCGAUCACAUGCUUAGCAGGUCCUACAUGGUUUACUUAUAAAACUCUUCAAAGUUCAAAGGUUUUUUGGAACACAGCACUCAGAAAAAAGUUGCAGAAGCCGAAGACAUAGCUUGGUUACAAAAUGGCAAAAGUUCCUAAACUUUUUAUUGGUAUAGAAAGUGGUAGUUUCAGACUACAUUCUUUUCUGAAAGAAGUGGCUUCUUAAAUCCAUCUGGCUGUAAGGAACAGCUCAGAACUCCACUCAAACCAAAUUCACACACAGAGUAAGCAGAACAGAAGGCUUUGUUGCCCAUUUCCUCCCAAGGUAAGAGGAAGUGACAUAGGCCAAGCCUGUCAGGACACUUUACAGCAUUAAACCCUUUAUGUAUGUAUUACAAGACAUUGCGUUACUUCAAAGUUACUCUUUUUCUUUCAAUGCAGCUCCACCCCUUUUUAGAGUGUCUCCUUUAACAACUCUGCUGGGGAAACGGUAUCUUUAGUGCGAACAGGGAAGUAGAAGCUGGCUUUGAUGUUACCAACCUGGUCACUUUCCCAAAUAACUCCUUCAUGAGAGUCAAAGUUGGAAGGGUAGGUGGGGAGGCUGCCACAGGCCAGGAAUUCACCCUUGAUGACAACAGAAUGGUGUGGCACAGAAGCUUUCACCAGGUGAGGCAUAAUUCCUACAUCCUUGAGAGAUGGGAAAAGAGAAUGUUAUUCUACUUACAGAUCAUCAGUCCAGCACAUACCUGCCUUUCCAGCCAGAUUCGAAACAUUUUCCUCUGCACUGCUUAAGAAUAAUAGAAUCUUAGAGUUGGAAGUCAUCCUGAAGGUCAUGUGGUCUGGGAUACAGGAAUCUCAAUGUAAGAUGAUCUGGCUGGCUCAGAUCAAUGCCCAACUAGUGCAGAAUAUUGCCAUUGGCCAGUCUUGUCCAGCAUCUGGAUAUGGCAUGUGGCUUUUGGCUUGGGGCUCUUUUCGUCCAAGUGUGUUUCAUGAGUCUGUUGGGAAGAAGCAGGUGUUUCCUGCUUGCAGUUCAAAUGCAUGAUGGUUGAAAAUAAUAACAUCAUGGCCCUGCAACUACUAACUUGGAACUGUCACGGUCUAAAUUCCCCUCAGAAAAGGAAAUCAGUAUUUCAUAUAUUAAAAAAGGAACAAUUAGACCUAAUUUGUUUACAAGAAACACAUAUAACAAGAUUACACAGGAAAUUAUUGAUAAAUAAAAGACUUGGUCAAGAGUUUAUUUCAUCGGACAAAGUUAAAAAAAGAGGGGUUGUGAUUUAUGCAAAGGACAGAUUAUCACCGAAAUUUGUAUUUAAAGAUGACCAAGGAAGAUUUGUGGCAAUUGAAAUUCAAACACAAGGAGAAAAAUUUUUGAUAGUAGGAAUCUAUGCACCAAACGACGGGAAAUCUGAUUUUUUUAAGAAGUUGCACGAGACCCUGAUGGACCAUAUGGAUUAUAACAUGAUUUUGAUGGGAGAUAUGAAUGGAGUGGUAUCCACAUAUAUGGACAAGGCACAAAGACAGGUAGUCACCAAGGAUGGUAGACUACCGAAAACUUUUUUUGACAUGACAGACAACUUGGACUUAGUUGACAUUUGGAGAAUAAGAAAUCCCAUGGCUAAAGAGGGAACCUUCUUCUCUGAAGCCAAAAUGACAUGGACAAGAAUUGACCAAAUUUGGAUAACUAGAGGAAUGGCACCAAAGACAAGAAAGGUGGAAAUCUGCCCGAAAACUUGCUCCGACCAUAAUGCUGUUAAGAUGGAAAUGAGACUAACACCAACUGGCUCCUUCAGAUGGAAGAUGAAUGACACCUUAUUUAGAGAUGAUGAACAACUUAAGAAGGCCCAAAAAACUUUGAGAGAUUAUUUUGAGAUAAACCUCAGUACCAACGUGGAGAAAAGAGUAAUCUGGGACGCUAAGUAAAGCGGUUAUGAGAGGGUUCUUAAUACAACAGAAUGCAAUAAAGAAAAGAACUCAAAAUGAGAAGAAGGAUAAGAUAAUGGAUAAAAUAAAGGAAUGUGAAAAAAGACUGAGAGUAAACCCCAAAUCUCAAGAGAUUUUGAGAGAGUUAAAGUUAUACCAAGUACAAUAUAUGAAAAUGAUGAAUCAGGAAAUAGAAUGGAAAAUUAAACAAAUGAGACAAAAGACUUUUGAGUCGGCCAAUAAAUGUGGUAAACUGUUGGCAUGGCAAAUGAAAAAGAGACAAAAAUUAAAUACAAUUACGAACUUAGAAGUGGAAGGAAGAAACAUACAGAACCCUGCAGAGAUCAGAAGUUGUUUCCAGAGGUACUUUAAACGAUUAUAUACUCAAGGGCCACUGAAAGAAACAGACUUAGACCAAUUUUUGAAAACAAAUGGAUUACAAAAAAUAUCUCAAGAAAACAAAUUAAUUUUGAAUCAUAGAAUAACUGAACAGGAAAUAGAAGGUGCCAUUCAAAACAUGCAAUUGGGUAAAUCUCCAGGACCAGACGGCUUGACCUCUAGAUACUACAGAUCUUUAAAAGAAUGGUUAAUUCAACCAUUGAAAGAGGUCUGCAAUGAAAUAAUGGAAGGAAAAAGAGCACCAGAGUCGUGGAAAGAAGCAUAUAUUACACUUGUACCAAAAACAGAGACUGAAAAGACACAGCUCAAGAACUACCGCCCUAUAUCGUUACUGAAUGUGGAUUACAAAAUUUUUGCAGAUAUUUUGGCUAAGAGAUUUAAAAAAGUGUUGAUGGAAGAGAUUCAUAAAGACCAAGCGGGCUUUCUCCCAGGAAGACAUUUGUCUGACAAUUUGAGGAAUAUAAUUGAUAUUUUGGAAAAAUUAGAAGUGAAUAUAAACACUAAAGCAGUUUUGAUAUUUGUAGACGCGGAGAAAGCCUUUGACAAUAUUUCUUGGAAUUUUAUGAAGAAGAAUCUACAGGGUAUGGGGGUAGGCCAAGGUUUUGAGAAUGGUAUAGGUGCAAUUUAUUCAGAACAAAAGGCUAAACUAAUUGUAAAUAAUGUUGUGACGGAAGAACUUAAAAUUGAAAAAGGGACACGACAAGGUUGCCCAAUUUCCCCACUUCUUUUUAUUUCGGUCCUGGAGGUUCUGCUGAAUAUGAUUAGAAGGGACCAGUCGGUUAAAGGUAUACAGGUCGGAACUAAACAGUACAAAUUGAGAGCAUUUGCAGAUGACUUAGUAUUGACGUUACAGGAGCCAGAAUCUAGUACUAAAAGGGUUUUAGAACUGAUUCAAGAAUUUGGUCAAGUGGCAGGAUUUAAAUUGAACAAGUCAAAAACCAAGGUUUUAGAGAAAAAUUUAACACCGUUUGAAAGAGAGAGGUUUCAGAAUGAGACAGGUUUAACAGUGGUUAAGAAAGUUAAAUACCUGGGGAUUAACAUGACAGCAAAAAUGGGAAUUUAUUUAAAGAUAAUUAUGAAAAAUGUUGGUCUGAAGUGAAAAAGACUUAGAAAUUUGGUCAAAUUUGAAGCUUUCACUGCUAGGCCGUAUUGCUGCGAUAAAAAUGAAUGUAUUGCCUAGAAUGUUGUUUUUGUUUCAAACUUUGCAGAUUGUUGACAAAAUGGAUUGUUUCAAGAGGUGGCAGAAAGAUAUUUCUAAAUUUGUCUGGCAGGGCAAGAAGCCCAGAAUAAAAUUUAAAAUUCUAACGGAUGCAAAGGAAAGAGGCGGAUUUGCCCUGCCAGACCUCAAACUUUACUAUGAAUCAGCAGCCUUUUGCUGGUUGAAAGAAUGGCUACUUCUUGAAAACACUGACAUUUUGGACUUGGAAGGUUUUAACAAUGUAUUUGGAUGGCAUGCAUAUUUGUGGUAUGAUAAGGUCAAAGCACAUAAAGCAUUUAGAAACCACAUUGUCAGGAAAGCGCUAUUUAAUGUUUGGAUAAGAUAUAAGGAUUUGUUAGAAAACAAAACCCCAAGGUGGCUGUCACCAAUGGAAGUGAAAGCCUUGAGAAAGGUCAAUAUGGAGGUCAAAUGGCCGAAAUAUUGGGAAAUUUUGGAACAAGACGGAGAUAGACUGAAAUUGCAGAGUUUUGAAAACUUAAAAACAAAGUGCGAGACUGGCUUCAUUAUUAUCAGAUAAUGGAGGCAUUUAAAUUGGACAAGAAAAUUGGCUUCCAGGUGGAAAGAUCAAAAUUAGAAACAGAACUGUUAGAACCCAAAACUAAGAAUUUGUCAAGAAUGUAUAACUUGCUGCUGAAAUGGAAUACUCAGGAUGAAACGGUAAAAUCGGCUAUGAUUAAAUGGGCACAGGAUGUUGGACAUAACAUUAUGUUUGCUGACUGGGAACAGCUAUGGACCACAGGUAUGAAAUUUACGGCAUGUAAUGCCUUAAGAGAGAAUAUUAUGAAAAUGAUAUACAGGUGGUACAUAACCCUAGUCAAGCUUGCAAAAAUUUAUCAUUUGCCCGAUAAUAAAUGUUGGAAAUGUAAAGAAACUGAAGGUACAUUUUUUCACCUUUGGUGGACGUGCCCAAAGAUUAAGGCUUUCUGGGAAAUGAUAUAUAAUGAAUUAAAAAGGUAUUUAAAUAUACCUUCCCUAAGAAACCAGAGGCCUUUCUCCUGGGCAUAGUCGGCCAAAUGGUGUUAAAAAGGAUAGAACUUUCUUUAUGUAUGCAACAACAGCAGCAAGAAUACUCAUCGCAAAGUAUUGGAAGACACAAGAACUUCCCACGCUGGAGGAAUGGCAGAUGAAACUGAUGGACUAUAUGGAACUGGCGGAAAUGACUGGCAGAAUCCGUGACCAGGGAGAAGAGUUGGUGGAGGAAGACUGGAAGAAAUUCAAAGAUUAUCUUCAGAAACAUUGCAAAAUUAAGGAAUGUUAGAGUGAUGUUGGAUUGAAAAUAAGUGGUUUCCAGCUGUACAGGUUAAAGUUAUUGAUAGACUAAGAUUAAAGAUUAGGAUUAAAGAUGUUUAAGGAAAUGGAAAUUUGGUACUUAAGAGGUAAAAUUUAAUGUUAUAUUACAUUAAGAUUAAAGAUUAGGAUUAAAGAAGUCUAAGUGUUAUAUAUUAUAUUAAGAUUAAAGAUUGGGAUUAAAAAAGUGGAAAAGAAAUUGCUGGACAAACAAUUUGGAUUGGAAUACAAAAGAGGGAGGUAUGAGGAAGUCCAGAAAAUAAGUAAAUUCAAAUACGGAAAUGGAAAAGAGAUAUUGUUUUUAAUUGUUAUGUUUCCUUUUUUAUUGUUGAUUCUUGCUUUUUGUGUUUUUUUUUUGUUUUUUUUUCCUCUGGGAUUUGCAUUGUGUAUUUGUGUAUCUUUUUUAUGUUUUUUUCUGUUUAAUUUUUGAUUGAAACCUUAAUAAAAAUUAUUCAAAAAACAACAACAAAAAAACAAACAAAUGCAUGAUGGUUGAGAAGGAAGUAGGGGCUGUGAAGGUUUGUGGGUAGCUAUUCUUUGUCAUCACGUGUAGAAUGAGGAAAGGGACUUCUUAGAUCGGAGAAGAAUCAUCCCUCCCCAAGAUGGCUUGCCUGGCACCUCCCUACAUAUUUAUAGGCACCAGGCGAAAACAUUCCCAAGCCAUUGGUGAAUUAAACUAUUUAUGGUCUUUCAAACUGGGAUGUUACUGUUUCUGUUUGUCAUGCUUUCCCUUUUUAUGUUUUUAUAAUGUAAACUGCCCUGUGGCAUGGUAUAAUAAAUAAAUAACUAAAUAACUAAAUAAAUGAGGUUCUGAAAGUGGCCAACCAGAUGCUUGUAGGAAACCCGCAAAGAGAACAUGAUCAUAAGACCUCUCUCCCCUUUUGUGGUUUCCGACAACUGGUAUUCAGCACCAUACUGCCUCUGACCAUUGAGUAAAUGCAUUCCCUCCACCAAGGAUGGUAGCCUCUGAUAGGUUUCUCUUCCAUUAGUUUUUCCAAUCAUCUUUUAAAGUCAGCUAAGUUGAUGCCCAUCAAUGUCUCCUGUAGAAUUGAAUCUCAUAGUUUUAGCUAUACUGUGUGAAAAAGUGCCCCAAUCAAUCAAAAAUUAACUUCAUUGGAUAUCUCUGAGUUCUAGUAUUAUGAGAGAGGGAGAAAAGCUUUUCCUUACCCUCUUCCCCAUUAUCUACAUGAGCAGGUUUCACCCCUUUCGCUAUGUAACCCAAGUUGCCCUCCUGGUUCCAGGAAGGAAAAGAAGGAGGGGGAGCCAUUCUGCUGCUAUGAUUGUGUUCCGUGUCCUCAAGGCAAGAUUUCAUCCCAUAAGGGUAAGAGUCACCGGAUAUAUAAUCUUCCAACCGUAUGUCAUGUUAGAAGUUGAGGAAAAGGAUAAAUAAAUUAGUGGUGAUGUGUGCAUUUUUGUACUUAUUGUUUUAAUGGAGAACUGCAUUACAAAUGUUUAGAGAAGUACACAUUUUUAAGGGCAUCUGUACUUUGGUCAAUGUGUUUGCUCAAGGAGUGCAAUGUAGAUAGCCUUCUCAUUCAAGUGGCAUAAAAAAAAAAAUCCCCUCCAUCCCUAUUGACAGAUAGCCCCCACGAAGGAAUAUGGACCUUCCCCAAAAAAAGAAAUGGUUUGACGCCCAUUAUCUAAUUUUUGUUACAGGGUAAGAUACAGCAGGCAAUUUUGAACUAAAUGCACCAGUGAUAUGACUUCGUAUGAGACACCUUCUUUAAUUCAGGCAAUAACAAAUAAACAUGUCUAUGAAUGAUGCGUGAUCGUACAACCGGGCGCAGUGGAAUGCGUUCAACCAAGUAUGUGGGGGUAGAAUGGGGCUGGGAAUGGAACCCCUGUGCAAAAAGGUCAUGGACUGUACCUGUUCUGAACAAUAACAAUGUGGUUUAUGUGGAGUUAGCAAGCCAUCACAGGACACCCCACAUAACCCAACACAAAGGUUGAGGUGGGAUUCUGAUGCAUCACUUUCAAUCUGGUUACUCUAGAAAUAUCUGUGAUAACUACAAUUUAACCUUAUGCGUUCAAUACUCACAGCAGUAGUUGCUCUCUAACACAUCCAAAAUCUGAAUGUAUUACUUUCUUUCCAGACAUGGAAGAUUGCGUUGGGUGCCCCAAAGACCACUAUCCAAACAUGGAACAAUCGCAAUGCAUUCCAAAGACCAUCAGCUUCCUGUCUUUUAAAGAGCCUCUGGGGAUGAGCUUAGCAUUGUUGGCUCUUUCUCUCUUUCUCCUCACAAUAUUAGUCCUAGCCAUCUUUAUUAAACAUCAGGACACACCCAUUGUCAGAGCAAACAAUCGGGACCUCACCUACACUCUCCUCACUUCCCUCCUCCUCUGCUUUCUCUGCCCAUUGAUCUUCCUCAGCCCUCCAGAAAGAGUGAGCUGCCUGCUCCGACAAAUGGCCUUUGGCCUUGUUUUCACAGUGACCGUUUCUUGUGUGCUGGCCAAGACUAUCACGGUGGUUCUGGCCUUUGUGGCCACCAAACCAGGAUCCAGAAUGAGGAAAUGGGUGGGGAAAAGACUUGGAAGUGCCAUUGUGCUUUCUUGUUCUCUUAUCGAAGCUGGCAUUUGCACUGUGUGGUUAGGAACCUCUCCCCCAUUCCCUGAUUCUGACAUGCACUCAGUGAAGAGAGAAAUCAUUCUAGGCUGCAACGAAGGGUCAGUUGCCCUGUUUUACUGUGUCCUGGGCUACAUGGGCUUUUUGGCCAUUAUCAGCUUUGUUGUGGCGUUUUUUGCCAGGAAACUUCCUGAGAGCUUCAAUGAGGCCAAAUUCAUCACCUUCAGCAUGUUGUUGUUUUGUAGUGUUUGGAUUUCCUUUGUUCCGGUCUACCUGAGCACCAAGGGGAAAUACAUGGUGGCUGUGGAGAUCUUCUCCAUCUUGGCCUCCAGUGCUGGGAUACUGGGCUCCAUCUUUGCUCCCAAAUGCUACACCAUUGUGUUGAGGCCGGAUCUGAACAGCAAGGAGCAGUUAAUAAAGAGGAAAUAAUAAAUUAUCCCAUCACCUUUGUGGGGUUUUUCCUACCAAAAUAUGAGCAAUGUAAUCUCUCUUUAUCCACCCCAUUCAGUUAUGUUGUGCCAGACAUAGCUCACUUUGGGAUCGAAGUGGUAAUCAGGCCUCUUGCUCUCCUUCACUUUACCUGAGAAGCACAACAUUUUAGGUCUGAGCUGGUUUCCUCAUACUCAGACCACCUGGUUCUUAGAAGCCUCCCUUGCAUUCCUAUAUCAAGAAUUUGGAACUUUCAGCAUUGUAAAUAAGCCUUGUUUUGCUGCCUGUGUUUUCUGACUGUUGUGUGGGAAAGCACAUGAACUUUGCCUUUGAAGAGUUUAUAAGUAUUACCAGUUCUUAACUUAACAAAUGUGUGGUCGUAUUCUAUGCUAAGGGAAGAGGGAGGUCAUAUUUUAAAGGUCUAGCAAACUAUAUUUCCCCACUUCAAUUUGCUGCAUAUUUUGUGAUUUAAAAUCUCGGGUGGAAAUCUCUCACCAAAGAGUUUGUGCCCCAAACCUGGAUCUUGGCAUCCAGAGCAUUCUCCUUUGUUGAUACCUAUUUUUCCUUCCUACCAACACAAACCACGUACAAAACUCAGCCCUUUUCACCAUUCUUUUGUCUUGGCAUAAUUGUCAUGAAACUAAUGAACUGGUGUUCAGGUGGGAAAUUUUGGGAGGUCAGAUUAAUCAUUUGCACCGGUCAGCAUUAAUAAGAGACUGGCUAACUGUUCUUCUCUUCCUCAUUGCUAUUAAUUCUGCAUGCCCUUUUGUUGUCCCAUAAACAGACAGAAACCACUUUGGAUGAAAAAUCAGAAGCAGGGUUUUUUUUUUGCUCAUUUUCUGAGAGCUUGUUAUUACCUCACCUGUAAUUAUCACUCUCAGCAUGUCUAAGUCUCCCUUGGAUAAUGUCUCAGUAGAUUUCCAGGGAAUACUAACCAAUGUCAAAACAUGGGUAUUAUAACAUCUUCCUGCCAUUCUUUACAAGGGAGAGGACAGAGGAAGAGGAAGGAUUUUCACUUUUCUUUCAAUCAACUUGUAAAAUAAGAUUUUAAUUUGUGAAUUGUUAGAGAAGUGCUGUUCAUGACAAGGCAGAAUAUUGUACUGAGUGGUUGUUAAGCAAGGUUCAUGUGCUGGAUGGAAAUAAGGGUGUUUUAUGGGAAAGAAUAUGUGCUUCAGUAUGCUGCUGUUUAUUGUGCCCCUUCUCUUUCAUCUGCUACAUUUGGUGUGCAAUCAGACCACGAGUUGCACCAUCCAUGAUCUGUCCAGCAUUCCACAUGAAUACCACCUACCUGGUGAUCUUAUUGUUGGCGGACUUGCUUCCCACCUCCUUACUGCUUUUGAUGAAGAAAACUUCAAAGAGAGGCUAACUAUCCAUCAACUUCUUAAUAACUUGUAAAGAAUUCAAAUGUCAAGUAAUCAGCUGAUACUGAAAUAUCCCUCAGCUCUAACCAGGCUUAUUUAGAAGCUAGUUCCACUGAUUUCAGUGGAAUUUACAUCCAGGCAGAUGGUGUGGGGGUAUUUACAAAGCUGAGGAGUUGGCUUGGAAGAAGGGAGAUGCAGAUCUGAAUGUGUCAGUGAGAUGAGAGAACCUGGUCUUGUUGAUGUGUUCUCUCCUCCCCACAACCCACCAAACCUCUUCGAAGUAGAGGUUAACAAGAGAACUCACAGAGUAAACCUCCCUAGUUUAAGAUGGAAAGCCCUUCUCUGUUCUUAAUGCUCACCUCAGAAAGUCUCAUGUGAGGGGUCUUAAAGGCUCACUUCUCCUUUGAGGUGGCACUCAAAGAGCCCCUGAUGUGCUCAUCUAAAUCAAGCUAGACAAUUGUGUUUAUAAUUUAUAGACAGGGCCUGGAUCAGAUAUAUUCAGACUGUAUUCAGCUGAAGGUAGUGAUCAGUGAAGAAAUGUCAGUUAACUGUCAGUUGGGAGAAGUUCUGAGGGAGGUGUGUGUUCCAAUUGAGCAGUAAAGAUCAGGUUUUCUGGGAGGAAAAUGUCAGGACUAGGGGAAGUCUGAAUGAGCCCUACAUUAAGCCAAAAUGCUGCUCAGUUCAUACCAGAAGAACACUAUAAAAGCAGAUUUCUUAAAGGAGCUCAGCUGUCCAAGUAGGCAGGAACAUAAUCUGAGGAGUUUGCCAGUCAGAGGAAAACUGUACCUAGCUGCUCAACUAAUCUGUGUGUGAACUGGACAGGAGGGGAAGGCUUAGGGAAGUUGGUAUGAGAAAAAGAUUUAGAUGCUGGUGUCCGCAAGAAUAUCUCUUCUAUCUUCAAGAAGCCUUGUCAAGUAUAUGAUGGACCCCAAAGUAAACAUCAAUAUUCCAUUAUUGGAAAGGGGAUAAUUCUAAUCAGUUCAUAUUUAAAUAUGAAACUACUAAAAAAAAUGUUCUUAAAAUAUAUCAGAAAUAAAACACAGACAUCAUUUGAAUUUCACAUUUCUCCGAAUUGUUCAAUGCAGUUCUCCAGCUAAACAAUAUAAACAAAAAUGAAUAUUGGUGCAUAUAUUAAUGCAUAUAUUAGUGUAAGUGGAAUACAAGUGGAAUACAAUGCAUUCCUGUGGGGAAAUUCUUCUGCAGAUAUGCGGAUAUUAGGGCACAAUUUGCACUAAGAUACUGAGGAUUCAUACAGAAGCCCAUUUUUAAAGAAUAAUGCAUAGGAUAUCCCCCAAUGAUACAGCAUAAAAUUCUUGUUUCAGUAUUGUUCCAAAGAACUACCAGCAUAUUCUGGCCUUGGUAUUUGCUAUCAAGGAGAUCAACGAGAACCCAAAGAUCUUACCCAAUAUUACACUGGGAUUCCACAUCUAUGACAAUUACUUUGAUGAAAGGAUGACCUACCAGGCUGCUCUGAAAUUUCCCUCCACACUUAUAGCCAACUACAAGUGCAACAUCCAGAGACACCUGGUGGCAGUUAUUGGGGGACUGGACUUUGAUACCUCCAUCUACCUGGCAAACAUCUUGGGCAUCUACAAGAUUCCCCAGGUAAGAUACUGCCUUGGGCAUUUCACACUCAUUCACCAUGAUAUUUUCUAUCCAGAAAGGAUUUGUAUAAUAGAGAAAUAGUUGUGAGAGACAAAGGAGAGUGAUUCUGCCCUUCACAAAAAGUGUUCCCAGUGUGCUUUGCACAGUUAAAUACAAUGCAUAGCAUCAAAUUGUCAGUGUAUAUGGAUGAAGAGAAGGUAAUGGGAUGGUGGAAGAGUGCUCAUCUCACCCCACUUCCUUGUCCACACACACCUAAAAAAAUGUAUCCAAAUUCCAUUCGGCUGACUGACACCCUCUCACCUUUGCUACAUGGCCUACUGGUUGGAGACUGAAGCUGCUCUCUUGCAAAGUUGGAAGCCUGCCUAUAAGGAGUCAGCUGCCCACACAUUGUGGCACUUGAUGGGGAUUCUGUGUGUUAGUGAUUUGAGAGAGGAAGGGAAGACGCCAUGAAAUCAGGAGCUGAAAUGCUGCACUGAAGCAAAGCAAAAGAAACGGGAGAAGAAAGCAGCAACAUAGGAAGGCAUAGAGGAAAAAGUGGAGAAAGAAAAGGAGGAGGGAGGAGAGGGAAGCAGGAGUGCAGGAAACUGGGCGUGCAGGGGUGGCAGAGAAGGAGGUGGAGUCUGAGAAACACAGGGUGCAAUCUGCCACCCCCCCCCAGCUUUCUGGAACCUGCCUUCUUAAGGCAACUGGCUCAUUUUGCCUCCUGGGUGGGAAGACCCUGGAUGCACAUACCUAGUCCAUUUGCAAUAAUAGAUGAUGCUCCUUUAUUUCCCUUUAGCUCACUUAUGGCUCCUUUGCUCCAGAGGAUGCUGAUCAAAGCCAAUCCAUUUCCUUCUAUAGGAUGGUGCCCAAUGAAGCCCAUCAGCACACUGGGAUUGUUGAGUUACUUCUGCACUUUGGUUGGACAUGGGUUGGGUUGCUUGCUGCAGAAAGUGGAGAGAGAUUUAUUCAGACCCUGAAACCUCUGCUCUCCCAGAAAGGCAUUUGCUUGGCCUUCUCAGAGACAAACCUGAAAACGACACAUUUGGCUGCGUACUAUGCCAUGUAUUUCCAGCUGAUCCAAAUUUAUCAAGCUAUUCUGGAAAGUAAAGCCAUGGUGGUGGUUGUUUAUGGAGGAACCAAGUCCAUGCUUACAUUGCGAACAAUGGUAGCACUAGGUGAAAUGGAAAUCGUGACCAAGAUAUCUGUCGGCAAGGUGUGGAUUCUGACAGCACAACUGGAUUUCACAGCAUUGAGCCAUCAAAUGAACUGGGAUAUGCAAGCCUUCCAGGGUUCCCUCUCCUUUGCAGUUCAUUCAAAUGUGGUACAAGGAUUCAAAUUCUUUCUUGAGGCACAAAAUCCUUUUGAGGCAAAUGGAAAUGGCUUUGUCAAGCAGAUCUGGGCACAAGUAUUUCUCUGUUCAUUUCCAAACUCCAGUACAGAGGAGCAGGCCAGCUGCACUGGAGAGGAGAAGCUGGAGAAUCUCCCUUCGUCUGCUUUUGAGAUGACCAUGUCUGGCCACAGCUACAGUCUCUAUACUGCUGUCUAUGCCAUAGCACAUGCUCUACAUGCCAUGUUCUUGUCCAGGACCAAAUACAGGGCAGCGGUGGAAGGAGGGAUGCAGGAGCUUCAGCCUUGGCAGGUAAUGCCUAUCAUGGGAUAUACUUUAUUAGACGUAGGCAGUGAUAUGUAA
Podarcis lilfordi (Lilford's wall lizard) is the source of this 19624-nucleotide messenger RNA. Lineage: Eukaryota; Metazoa; Chordata; Lepidosauria; Squamata; Lacertidae. The record is from the annotation of a GenBank genome assembly.